This is a messenger RNA of Suillus bovinus, 501 nucleotides long. RefSeq lists its product as uncharacterized. The annotation marks the transcript as partial. The transcript has 3 exons. Lineage: Eukaryota; Fungi; Basidiomycota; Agaricomycetes; Boletales; Suillaceae. The record is from RefSeq and is a predicted model, not a curated record.
AUUCUAAUGGUUACUCAAAGUGACCCAGGAUCCGAGAACUACGGAAUUGCCAAUGCACAUACUAUGCUGUGUCAAAUGUAUGAUCCAGGACUGCAAGGCACAUUGCAGCACCGGUGGAUGCGCAGCAAAAAGAAUGUUAUGCCUGAGAUUGCCUGGUCUCAGGUAUGCCAUCAUUUCACUCCCAGCUAUAAAAUACUAUUGGACAAAGGUGUGGAAAGUGGUUGGUAUGACAGCGAUAAUGUUCUUCAGGUCAUGGUAUUUCGGUGGGUGUUCAUCCCAUGGCUGCAGUGUGAAUUAGACAGGUAUCAAGACCGUGUCAAUAAUACUGCGAAAAGACAUGAUCGUAACAAGAUUUUGCCUCAUGGUGUGCCGAACCUAAUCUAUGACUCCCCCAAAGACUUCGGGGCAAUGGACUUUAAGGCGGGUUUUAUUUACAGCAUAGACCAUGUACAACACAUGUAUGUCAAGCCUGACCAUCCCGUAUUCAACUUGGUGCCUUGA